UUUUUCAGAAACAGGGUCAAGAAAUGAGACUCAAGCGCUUUCUUCUCAGAUAUUAUCCGCCAGGCAUAAUCCUGGAAUAUGAGAAAGGAGGACAUUUGUGCACAAAGUCAAUCGAUCUUUUGGACUUGACACCAGAAACAAAUCCAGAUAAAUUGGUGGCAGAGAUCAAGCAAUCAGAGCCUCUGAUUACGGAGUCCCGGACUGAACAGGUCAAAGAACUGGUUAUCAAACUCCAGCAGAAACAAGGCCAGCAGGACCACCACAGGUUCUGCUUUUGCAAGGAGCUUAAGGCACACGUACUGCCACUGACAAAUGUUGCUUUUGACAAAUCUGGAUCAAGGUUCAUAACUGGGAGUUAUGACAGGACUUGUAGAGUUUGGGAUACAGCCUCUGCCACAGAACUAAACACACUAGAGGGUCACAAAAAUGUGGUAUAUGCAAUUGCAUUCAACAACCCCUAUGGAGACAAGAUUGCCACAGGCUCUUUUGAUAAGACCUGCAGACUAUGGUGCGCAGAGACUGGCAAAUGCUUUCACAAUUUCCGAGGACACCGUGCAGAAAUUGUGUGCUUGGCAUUCAACCCUCAGAGUACACUGGUGGCCACAGGAAGUAUGGAUGCCACUGCCAAGCUGUGGGAUGUGAAGAGUGGGAUGGAGGUGGCCACACUGACUGGUCACACUGCAGAAGUUCUUUCUCUGUGCUUUAACACAGUUGGCAGUCAGCUUCUCACCGGCUCCUUUGACCACACAGUUGCUAUAUGGGAUGUUGCUUCCAAAAGACGUGUUCACACUCUGGUUGGUCACAUGGGAGAAAUUAGCAAUGUUCAGUUUAACUGGGAUUGCUCUCUCAUAGUGUCAGGUUCCAUGGACAAAACCUGUAAGUUGUGGGAGGCAGUCAGUGGGAAGUGUGUAGCCACCCUAGUUGGACACACAGAGGAGGUGUUGGAUGUGUGUUUUGAUUUAAGUGGUCAGCUCAUUGCUACUGCUUCUGCUGAUGGUACAGCACGGGUGUUCAACGCAACUACACAUCAGUGUCUUAUGACGCUAAAAGGACACAGUGGAGAGGUCUUCAAGAUCUGCUUCAGCCCCCAGGGCAGCAGGAUCCUGACUGCCAGCUCAGACAAGACUGCUCGUCUGUGGGAUGUUCAGUCUGGAGCCUGCCUUCAAAUCCUAGCGGGCCACACUGAUGAGAUCUUCUCCUGUGUCUUCAACUACGAGGGUGAUGCCAUCAUAACAGGCAGCAAGGAUAACACAUGCAGGAUCUGGUACUGACCCUUCACCGAUCCAGUCAGAGGCUCAGGCGUGCAUAUGCAAGUCUCAUUUACUCUGUAUAUUUAAUUGUUGAUAAUAAACCUACUGUAUGCUCAUUUAAAAUUUAGGACGCUAUAAAGAAAAUCUGGUGCAACAUCAUGCAGCUAAUGAGUUUUACUGAUAACAGGUCAGCAACAUUACAUUAUAAAUGAGCAUCCAAGGAGUCUUUCAGCAGUAAAAUUGGUCUUUUAAAAUUCAAAGCAAAUAGUUAGCAAGUGAGGAACAGCAUUGAAUAAUUUAAAACCACAAAGUGCUUUGUGAAUAUUAUCAUCGAUGUAUGCAAUGACAAAAGUCAUAAAUGAAUUAUGAUUGGUUGUGACACCAGGCCCUAUGGUAUCAGUGGAUUACAAAAACAAUUGUGUUGUUUUGGGAACUACUGCAUGGGCUGACUCACAUCUGAAAAUCAUUCUCACUUAAGAUAAUUUGUUGCUGCAUCUACUGUGCAAGAACAGUGACAAAAAAAAAAGAAAGAAGAAAACAUGAAAAUAAGAUUCAGUUACAGUGGCUUGUUCUCUGAGCAUGAACUGUGUUUUACUCUGAAAAUCUAAAUCUGAAAUUAGUCUUGGAAAUUAAGGACGAUUUGUCCUCCGGCCUAAAGAGAAGAGGAACCAUUCUGCUUGUUAUCAGUGCAUAGUUCAAAGCCAG
This is a messenger RNA of Melanotaenia boesemani (Boeseman's rainbowfish), 1955 nucleotides long. RefSeq names its product dynein assembly factor with WDR repeat domains 1 (gene daw1). NCBI's taxonomy places the organism in Eukaryota, Metazoa, Chordata, Actinopteri, Atheriniformes, Melanotaeniidae. Bases 24 to 1271 code for a protein of 415 amino acids. The record is from RefSeq and is a predicted model, not a curated record. The transcript has 13 exons. Gene Ontology annotation, molecular function: protein binding.